UGUUUCAGAUAACCUGUCGCAUCCUCGUCAUAGAUAGCAGUCAACAGUUACAUUCGCGUCUAUAGCACCGCCGCUCAUCACAAAACCUCAGUACAUCUAGGACGAUUAGGAAGAUCAGAGAAGUUAUCAGAAAGCGGUUGACUUAGCUGGGAAUAUUUUCCAACAACUAUUUUAAGUGGUCAUUAAUAUGUUCGGAUGAUAGUAUCGGAGUGGUUUUACAGGUUAACUAUAACGGCGCGAUGUGGGCAAAAUGAUUUUCAUAGGAGAAGUAAUGGGACGUCGACUGUACUGUGAAAUUUAAGUGAAUUUAGAUUUUUACAUUACAGAGUUGUUUUGUGAUUUUUACAUAUAUUGAAUAAGGAGAAAUACCGUUUAUAUGUAUGACGUGGAAUACAACAUCAAAAACAUUAUACAUACAAGCUGAAAGAUUCUUACGGCUGUGCAACAGAAAAUUAAUGGUGUAGAUCGGCUGAUAGAGGGAGGAACAAUGGGUGACAAAGACGAAAAGAGCCCGGAUGAGAACUGUAAAAUGGUGGACCAGCCGUACCUCCAACAUCCUCAAGUGACAAAGGCGAUGGACGCCAACAACAAGACCCAUAUCAUGAUGGAGGAGGGACAGCAAGAGGAGAGGGAAACCUGGAACAAGAAGAUCGACUUCCUCCUCUCCGUCAUAGGCUUUGCUGUGGACCUCGCCAACGUCUGGCGAUUCCCAUUCCUGUGUUACAAGAACGGAGGAGGUGCAUUCUUAAUACCUUACGGCUUGAUGUUGAUAUUCGGAGGCAUCCCCUUGUUCUACAUGGAGCUUGCUCUUGGCCAGUUCUACCGGACAGGCGCAAUCACGUGUUGGGCGAGAAUAUGUCCCUUAUUCAAAGGUAUAGGCUGGGCUGUAGUACUUAUUGCGUUUUAUACGGACUUCUUCUAUAAUGUUGUUAUUGCGUGGGCGCUGCAUUUCUUCUUCGCCUCAUUCACUAAAAACCUUCCGUGGGAAACGUGCAAUAAUGAUUGGAACACUCCAUUAUGUUUCGAGGGGAUUCUGGAUCCCCCUACAGAAGAGAGCAAUUCCACCAAUGUCACUGUCAGUUCUAGUAACAUUACUUCGAGUGACGGAUUAACCGUCAGCAGUAACGCUACAAGGGUGUCACCGGCCAGCGAGUACUUUGAGCGCGGCAUGUUACAGCUUCACAAAAGUGGGGGAAUAUUUGCAGUGGGCGAGAUCAACUGGCAGCUGAUGUUGUGCCUACUUGGGGUCUAUCUGAUAUGCUACUUCAGCCUGUGGAAGGGCAUCCAUACGUCUGGCAAGGUGGUGUGGUUCACAGCCUUGUUCCCCUAUGUGGUCCUCUUCAUUUUGCUGAUCCGAGGGGCCACUCUGCCGGGAGCUGCAAAGGGCCUGGAAUAUUAUCUCAAACCGAACGUCACCCGACUUGCAACAUCAGAGGUCUGGAUAGACGCAGCCACCCAGGUGUUUUUCUCCCUUGGACCGGGGUUUGGAGUACUGCUUGCCUUUGCCAGCUAUAAUAAGAUCAAUAAUAAUGUUUACAGAGACGCCCUCGUCACGAGCAUGGUGAAUUGUUGUACCAGUUUCUUUUCCGGGUUCGUCAUCUUUAUGAUUCUGGGUUACAUGGCUGACCGGGCAAAGGUCGACAUUGCCACAGUGGCAUCUGAAGGGCCUGGUCUGGUGUUCGAGGCUUACCCAAUGGCAAUAUCAACCCUACCGGGAUCGACAUUCUGGGCCAUCAUCUUCUUUCUCAUGUUGCUAACCCUGGGACUGGAUAGCUCGUUUGGAGGUUCGGAAGCCAUCAUCACCGCCUUGUCAGAUGAGUUUCCGGUUCUUCGGAAGCACAGGGAAAUCUUCGUGGCGGUGCUUUUCGCUUUAUACUUUCUAAUCGGCCUGUCAUUCGUGGCGCAGGGCGGUGCCUACGUGGUGACGCUGAUGGAUAAGUAUGCCGCGGGCUAUUCCAUACUGUUUGCAGUCUUCUUUGAAACUCUGGCAGUGUCCUGGGCUUAUGGCGUGGAGCGAUUCUCUGACGACAUCGAGAGCAUGAUUGGUAUCCGGCCGGGAAUUUACUGGAGAGUCACGUGGAAAUAUCUGGCUCCCGUUUUUCUUCUGUUCAUCAUGAUAUUUGGACUAGUGACGUAUAAGGCCCUCGAGUACGACAACUAUGUGUACCCAUGGCAAGCCAACUUCAUUGGAUGGUGCAUUGCUCUGUCGAGCAUAUUAUGCAUACCGGGGUUCGCCAUCUUUCAGCUGCUUCGGACAAAGGGGUCACUUCCUGAGCGGUUCAGAUUUCUUAUUACCCCACAACGUGACCAUGUACGAGCCAGUGAGGGCGUGGCCUAUAAUGACGUCAGAGUUAAUGGCGGGUUGGGAGUUCACGUGUGAUUUACUAGCCAAUCAGGGCGCAACAAACAUUUUAGUCGUGAUUAACCGACCAAUCAGCGCGAGCAUGUUUGAAAGGCCAAAAUGACGAAUUACGUCAGCCAAAAUAAAGAGUUUAGGACAAAAAAGGAUAAAAAUGAACACGCGUUCUGUUUGGAACAAUUAAUUUACAAGUGCAAUAUUCAUUUGUGUUUUGUUAAAUAGUAAAUUUGUUUUUAUUGAUAUUAAUUAUGUAGUGCAAAACGUAUUAACCUCAAUAUGUCGUUUUUUUGUACCAGUAAAUAUAUGUACCCCAACUGCAUUCAUUGUUAGUUGUAUGCUCCUGAAACAGAAGUACGUUUUCACGGUAGAUAUGAACCGAUUUCAAUCAUAUUAAGAUAUCAAAUACAUGUUACUAUAGCAACCUCGUUAUCAACUUAUUCAAAAGUGUUAUACAGUUGGUAACUAGCAGAUGUACUUGUGUAUUUUGUUUAACUUUGUGAAACAAAUAAGUUUAUUAAUGUUGUUAUAUGCACACAGAAGUUAAAGCUGCACUCUCACGGAUUUGACUGUUUUGUCUUAGAAUCAGUCAAUUUUCGCGUUGAUGUCUGAAAAACAGUGAUAUAAGACUGCUGACAAAAGAUCAGAUCGCAGGUUUUCAUAUUUACCUUUUAAAAGCCAAAAUAUGAUAUUUUCUUAAAGCGUUAGUAACGCUUUAAAUAACGCUUUUAGCCAUAAAAAAUAUUUUUGAAUGUACAUAUGAAAACAGUGACCUGAUCCUUUGUAAGCAGUCUUAUAUCAAUGGUUUCAAGAUUUGCACAAACUUUGGCCAAUUCCAAAAACAAACAAAAAGUUGUCAAAACGGUCGAUCUGUGAGAGUGCAGUUUUAAACACAAACCGUUGGUAAACCUAAAAAAAUGUACAUUAUAUAUUAUUACAACCAUUCGGAACUCCUCGGCCAUUUUUAUCGAAAACAUCGGAUGUAUUUGGACGGUUUACAUACUCAAAAAGAGGUACGUUUAAGUCAGCUGCAAGUAGAUCGCGUAGUAAUUUUAUUUGGCAGUUAAACUUCAUGACUUAGCUCUUAGGAAUCUUACUUAUAUUUGCAAUAAUACACUUCACUGUCAAUCAAUUUAAACUUAGAUCAAUAAAUACAACUCUAAAACACUACAUUUAAUUUAUGAUUACGGACUACUUCAACUGAUGUACCGGCAUACAUCCGAGGUUGUUUUCGAUAAAAAUGGCCGAGGAGUUCCGAAUGUAUUACAACAUGACGGGAAGAUAACUGUUUAUGUAUUUAUCGUUGUCGAAUUGUAAUUGUUAAGUUUAUAUGUUUGUUGUUCUAUGCACUAGUUUAGGCAAAGUCUGUAAUGUAAUAAUAAGUACCCUUAAAGAAAUUCUAGUCCGUUAAUAAACAGCAGAAAUUAUAGUCAAUAUCCUAACAAAAAGGACUUUGGAACUUACGGAAAAUCUAGUCUGCUGACAAACAGCAGACAUGAUAGUCAAUAUCCUAACAAAAAGGACUUUGGAACUUACGGAAAAUCUCGUCUGCUGACAAACAGCAGAUAUGAUAGUCAAUAUCCUAACAAAAAGGACUUUGGAACUUACGGAAAUCUAGUCUGCUGACAAACAGCAGACAUGAUAGUCGAUUUUCUAAGAAAAAGGACCUUUGAAACUUAUGGAAAAAUUAGUCUGUUGAUAAACAGCAGACAUGAUAAUCGAAGUUCAAUUAACAUUUUAUCAUGGUAACAAUUGAUCAAAAACAUACUUGUAUAAUAAACUAAGUUUUAGUUUUCAGAAAAGUUUCAUACUAACAAAUUAAACCAUUCAAUGUCUAUUUUUUACCAAACAAUAUUUGACACAGAUUUAGCCUAAUGUGCCUUACACUAUACAGCUGCUUUUGAGCAUAUCAAAAACUUCAAUGAAAGGGCAAAAAAAAUGUCUACAAGUUUGUAUCCCAAUACAAUUAAAUCAAAUAGAAUCAUAUACUAGCAAGUAUUGAAAACAUGCAGUGAUUUGCCCAGUCUGUAAGCAUAGUUGUCUUAGAACAUUGUUAUUGUUACUAGAAGUUACACAUUUGUUUAGUUAAAGGCUCUCGUUCACUGAUUUUAUGUCGGCAACGAUUAGUUUUAAACAUUGUUGAAAAUGAAUUAUUUUACUUAAAUUUAUAAACAGACACCAAAACAAAAUAACAGAUACUCCUUUAUAACAGAAUUCUUUAAAUCCCGGAAGCAUAAAAUCAUUCAAAUAUAAAAAGCAAAGGGAAUACUUUCCUGCGAAAUAGAGAUGGUUCAUCAUCUUUAUCAACAAAUGACCUAAUUUGAUGUUUUAUCAUCUUAAAGGGACUAGAAACCAGAUGGCCCAAAAAUCGGUAAUAGUCUUUUUUCAAAACAAGCAUAAAAUUUUCAUUACAAGUUAGUACGAGACCGAUACUAGUGACUAGGUCAAUAAACCGGAUUAAAAGAAAAUUUUAAGGCCGUCUCACCUGAGUUUAUGCAUUAAAAAUAGCACAGAUUGGUUUCCCAGUUUAUAGCAUGUAUAUUUAGAAUGUGAAUUUAGUCACAUGAUUAGUAGUUACAUAUACCAACGCUAUUUUUAAAUUUAUUGGUAUUUAUGUGAUAGACAAACCCAGUGAAUUCCAAAUUGGAACCCCCCCCCCCACAAAAUCUGCGAAAGAUAUGUGUCAUAAGCUAUGUGAUACAUAAGUAAUAUCCAAUGCAUUGUACUAAACGACAUCAAUUUUAUGUAAGGUUUUGACAAUCUUCUUUUUUUCUUGCAAAUGUAUCACCUGGUGUCUAGUCCCUUUAAGCAUUAAGUUCACAUUUCACAAGAAUUUAUUUGUUUCAAUGUCUAAGCCUAUAAAAGGUGAAUGAGAUCCUUUAACAUGUUACGUUAUUCAUAAUCCUUGUUGAGUUAAUGUUACCAUGAAUAUAUUCUGCAAACCUGUUAUACAGUGCAUUCAAUGAAAUGUGUUAAGUUUUGUACCAAAUUUGUAAUUUUAUAUACCGUAACCGUAGUCUGUUAACUGUUUUGUAAUACUAUUCAUACAUGUUGUACCUAUAUAAAACUACCAUGUUGGUGGGUCAUCAAAUUAUGCCAUUUGUAUGAUUUCAAGCUUGACUUUAUAGGAUGCCAGAGCAUACCAUUUACUUUUGGUAGAAAAAACAACAAAGCAUUAACUAUUGGUAGAGAAAUCAAAGCAUACCAUUAACCCUUGGUAGAGAAAACAAAGCAUGCCAUUUACUAUUGGUAGAGAAAACAAAGCAUGCCAUUUACUAUUGGUGGAGAAAACAAAGCAUGCCAUUAACUAUUGGUAAAGAAAUCAAAGCAAACCAUUAACUAUUGGUAGAGAAAACAAAACAUACCAUUUACUAUUGGUAGAGAAAUCAAAGCAUACCAUUAACUAUUGGUAGAGAAAACAAAGCAUACCAUUAACUAUUGGUAGAGAAAUCAAAGCAUACCAUUAACUAUUGGUAGAGAAAUCAAGACAUACCAUUAACUAUUGGUAGAGAAAUCAAGGCAUACCAUUAACUAAUGGCACAAAAUCAUUUACUUUAAGGUAAAAAUGAAUUAAUCAAUUUGUGCUCUGUCAUAUUUGUUUCUUCAGAUACACCUUGGUAAUGCGUCUUACAUUAAAAAUUGUUAAUAAAUUAACUAAUAUAUAUCUGUAUGCUGUGGUAUAAUAUUAUUUCAAUGUCAAAAUUCCUACUUAAAGAGAAAAUGACACUCAAGUGCCCCUGUAUUACCCAUGGAGACAGGCACCAGUCACCAAAAACUAAACAAAACCACGACCUGUAAGGACAUACGCAUUAAAACCUUCGAAAUAAAAAAAACUUUUGUUUUCACCCAAACACAAGAAAGUGAGUAUAGUAAAACCAGAAGUAGAUUUAAAUAGGGUAAAUCUCUGAUGUCAUGGGUAAAAAGACCGCCAGUGUAUACAUUUGUUCAAUAGUGAAUGUUUGUAAAAUGUUGUUAUACAGUUCUUAUAUAUUGUAUCAUGUAAUGAAUAUUUGUAACAUUUAUAUACACAUUGUAAAAGUAGUUAGAAAUAAAACUACAAAA
Messenger RNA from Mya arenaria, 6418 nucleotides. Its product is annotated as sodium-dependent dopamine transporter-like. Gene Ontology annotation, biological process: sodium ion transmembrane transport; dopamine uptake involved in synaptic transmission. The record is from RefSeq and is a predicted model, not a curated record. Gene Ontology annotation, molecular function: dopamine:sodium symporter activity. The transcript is spliced from 15 exons. The coding region runs from base 488 to 2380 and encodes 630 amino acids. Gene Ontology annotation, cellular component: presynaptic membrane; neuronal cell body membrane; neuron projection. Lineage: Eukaryota; Metazoa; Mollusca; Bivalvia; Myida; Myidae.